AUGGCUGCAAAAGCUUUGUACGUGGAAGACUUUGUCCGAGAAAACUCCACCCCAUGUCGUUCGAGACCCAGAACAUAAAGUUCGAGUGAACAACGACAUAUCCCCGCUGUUUAUCAGCAAAACUAAUAAUGAACUGGGACAACAAUUACACACGGAAGAAAUGAAUAUGUAUUUAUUGUUUCAACAGCAGAGUAUUAACUGAUCAAAGUUGAGCUUUUAAUAUUCUCUUCCCCCUUAUUAAAAGCAAUUGCUUAUUAUUUUUUAAUUUUUGGUCGGAUGAAACAGACACAAAGUCAAAUUAAAGUUUUCUAAAAACAAUAUUGUUCUGUAAGGAAUAUUUUUAAAAAACCGAUAAGCAUUACAUUUUCCCAUACUUCGGCGGCAACGCUAUCAUUACUGUGGCAUUACUGACGUACGCCGACGCAAGGCUGCACGUCAGUAAUGCAACUGCAGCUGUGAGUCAUCCAGCGCGCGUUAUCCACAGUCAAAGCAGGAAGUUUUCAAGUUCAAGUUGUUCGUGUAUAAAUUCCAGUGAUACAAAAGCAGAACAAUGGCAGAUAAAGAACUUGACAGAGUCAGAUCUCGCUUUGUGGGCAAAGUGUCCAAAGAAGUAAUUAAUCAACUCCUGGAUGGCCUUUUGCAUGAUGGUGUGUUGAAUGAAGGGGAGAAGGAUGCAGUAGUUGAAGAGAAUGACAGCAGAGCGGAUAAAGCACGCUGUCUCAUCGACAAGGUGAAGAGGAAAGGACAUGAAGCCAGCAGCAAGAUGAUUGCUCACCUGGAAAGUGUGGAUAAAACACUGUACUGUGAGUUGGGUCUGUCCAACGUCCAGCCUGCUCAGCCAGCUGCAGCAGGCCCGGUGGCUCAGAGUGGAUCAACUCCUUCAGACUCCAGUGUGGAAGAGUUCUGGAAGUCCAAAAUGGCCGAUCCAGAGGUCUAUCCUGUGACACAAACUUCCUUGAAGAACCGCGUAGCUCUGCUGAUCACUAAUAUCAAGUUUUCUGAGGAAUCAAUGAACAGAAGGGGAGCAGAGAAAGACGAGGAGAACAUGGAGAGACUGCUUUCAUAUCUGGGGUAUGAGGUGGUGAAAUACACAAACCUCACUGGAAAGGCGAUUGAUGAGGCUUUAAUUGACUUCACUAAACAUCCCAAACUAAAACACACUGACAGUGUGUUUGUGGUUCUCAUGUCUCAUGGGAAGCUGGGGAAAAUUCUUGGGGUUGACUGGAAAGAGGACAAACCAGAUGAAUUUCCAAUCAACAACAUUUUCCAACACUUGGGCUCCAGGAACUGUCCAGAGCUAAGAGAUAAACCAAAGGUCAUCAUCAUACAAGCCUGCAGAGGAGAACAAAGAGGAAGCGUUCUGGUCAGCGACAGUCCAAACACAGCAGAACAUGUUCCACAACCUGUGGACCUGGAAGAAGACAAGCUUCAAUUUGUUCACAUAGAGAAAAACUUCAUUUCUCUUCUUUCCUGCACACCUGACACUGUGUCGUACAGACAACCAGAUCGUGGGUCUCUCCUCAUCCAAUACAUUGUGGAGGUUUUCACCCCAGAGUCGUAUAAGGAACACAUUUAUGAUCUGUUCAGGAAGGUCAUGCGGCGUGUUGAACAGUUUAGGAGCCAUGAGAAACUACAGAUGCCAACAAUUGACAGAUGCACACUGACAAAGAGCUUCUACCACUUUCAAGGCCUCCUGCACAACGAUCACUAAUGUCACACAGCUUUGUGUGAUUUGAAGCACUUAGUAGUUUUUGUACUAAAAGUAAUAAAAAAGAAAUUUUUUGUACUUUAUAUUUGAGCUAGUUGCUCAAACCAGCUAGUUUGAGCAACAAACCAACCAAUUACUCAGCCAAUACGAACUUGUUCUCCUGUUAAUCUAGAGCAGAAUGACCAAAGUGUUUAUGAUUCUGUGUAAUAAUCAUAGUGGAUGUUGAGUUAUGCCAGUUUCAGCUGCAGAGGCAUUUUGCUGCAGGCGCUAAGGACGGAGCUAAGCAUUUUCUGAGGAUGCUAUGCUGGAUAAUUUGUUCUUACAGUUCUCAACACACACAGAAGCAUGCACAUAUACACCAGUCACCAAUAUGUGGCUCUCUGGUUUUUAGUUUAAGUAUAUUUAGGGCUGGACGACAUGGCUGAAAAAUGUAUAAUGAUAGAAGCAUUUCAUAUAAGCCGAUGUCGAUAAUUGUUCAUUAGUUUGUUGUUUUCAAUAUCUGAAAUGCUGCCAAACUGGUGAUGUAAUCAUUCCAGUUUUAUCCACAAUUUCCCCUUAAGCUGUUGAUUUUAUCCUUAGAAAUUUGGGUUGUAGAAAAUGAUCCAUUUUCACAUUAUGUGCUCCUUUCAGAAGUGAAAAUAGGCAUACAAGUUCAUUUUCUGUUGCGAGAUGGGAUUUCUUUUAAUCCAGUACAUAAUUAUUUGUUGUUUUAUUUUUUUAAUUAGUUGUGUUUUUUGAGGAAAAAUACCACAACAAUAUUAAAUAAUAUUAUCUUCAAUGAAAAGGAAAAUAACCUGACAUUUUCUAUGACCUCUAAAGGGGGCGCUACAGCACCAAUGAAAAUGUGGAGCUUUCUUUAUUUCCAAUAAAGAGAAUCUGUAUCAUAUAAAGAUUCCACCACUUUUUGGUAGAUGUCAAUAUAUUAUGUAUUUACUAAAGACAUCUUUGACCCAAAUAUAUAAAUAAAAAUAACGACUUCCUUGAAAUCUCGACUAAAAGCCCAUCUGUUUAGAGUUGCUUUUGAAACAUCAUCAAUCACAAAUUUAAUGAUGGGACUUGACUUAAUGUAAUGUUUUAA
Molecule: messenger RNA, 2786 nt
Organism: Xiphophorus maculatus (southern platyfish)
Lineage: Eukaryota; Metazoa; Chordata; Actinopteri; Cyprinodontiformes; Poeciliidae
Product: caspase-1-like
Exons: 8
Coding region: 551-1711 (386 amino acids)
Biological process (GO): regulation of apoptotic process; proteolysis
Molecular function (GO): cysteine-type endopeptidase activity
Source: RefSeq, a predicted model, not a curated record